GAGAGAGCGGAUAUAGUUGAAUGCGGGGGUCCGGGGAGGAGCGGAUAUAGUGUGAAUGCGGGGGGGGAUCUGGGAGAGCGGAUAUAGUGUGAAUGCGGUCCGGGGGUCCGUAAUAUGAGUGAAUGCGGAGCGGGAUAUAGUGAAUGCGGGGGGGUCCGGGGAGAGAGCGGAUAUAUAGUGAAUGCGGCGGGUCCGGGGAGAGCGGAUAUAGUGAAUGCGGGAUCUGGGGAGACCGGAUAUAGUGAAUGCGGGGUAUCCGGGGAGAGCGGAUAUAGUGAAUGCGGGGGGGAUUAUCCGGGGAGAGCGGAUAUAGUGAAUGCGGGAUCUGGGGAGACCGGAUAUAGUGAAUGCGGGGUCCGGGGAGAGCGGAUAUAAUGAAUGC
Staurois parvus is the source of this 382-nucleotide messenger RNA. Lineage: Eukaryota; Metazoa; Chordata; Amphibia; Anura; Ranidae. The record is from the annotation of a GenBank genome assembly.